AUGCCGCGCUGCCUUUCGGCGGCCAGGACCUACACCCGCGAAUGCCGCGCGCUGCAACUGGGACUCCUCCGACGCCUGCGACGCAUCCCUCUUCUUCUACAGGCUCUCCUACCGCCUGCUCCCGCUGCCCCUCAAGGAGAUCGGCCCCCGCCAGUUCCGCCGGGGGUCUGCGGGGCGACAACUUGCACCGCGUCGCAAGCUUCAUCCAGCGCCUCCGCGCCCACGAGCCUGACCACGAGGGCCCCCGCGGCCCUCCUCGGCACGGCGCUGGACCACUUCCACCUCUUGCCAUCGAUGCGGGAGUUGGUCAUCGGACUUUACAACAAAGUGCUGGUCCGCUUCCACGCCCUGUUCCUGGGGAGCCCGCCGGCUGCGCCGUCGAUGACGCUUGCGAUGCUCUCGCUGGAGGCGACCUUCAUACCACUCUACCUGCUCGUUGUGAAGCUCGGCGGCUCGCCGUCGAUGGCGGCGCUCAGCAUGAUCUUCUGCCCGGCCCCGCUGCUGCCGCCGCUGGUGGUGCACCGCGUCUUCAUCAAGUCUCGCUGCUCGCUCCUGCUCCUGCAGUGCUUCAUGGUCCUGCUGCUCUACCGCUUGCCCUGGUCGCUGCAAAACUACGCGAACUUGCCGCCGAGGGUGGCGACCUAUGUGACCUAUUUUUAUCCGAUCCCCGUGGACGUCAGACGACUGACAUGA
This is a messenger RNA of Prorocentrum cordatum, 693 nucleotides long. Lineage: Eukaryota; Dinophyceae; Prorocentrales; Prorocentraceae. The record is from the annotation of a GenBank genome assembly.